This is a messenger RNA of Vespa crabro (European hornet), 1434 nucleotides long. It is a transcript of the gene Parp16, whose product is annotated as protein mono-ADP-ribosyltransferase PARP16. NCBI's taxonomy places the organism in Eukaryota, Metazoa, Arthropoda, Insecta, Hymenoptera, Vespidae. Gene Ontology annotation, molecular function: protein serine/threonine kinase activator activity; kinase binding; NAD+ poly-ADP-ribosyltransferase activity. The record is from RefSeq and is a predicted model, not a curated record. Bases 239 to 1372 code for a protein of 377 amino acids. Gene Ontology annotation, biological process: endoplasmic reticulum unfolded protein response. Gene Ontology annotation, cellular component: nuclear envelope; endoplasmic reticulum tubular network; membrane. The transcript has 6 exons.
GAUAUUUGACAAACGAAUAUCGAAACAAAGAGAAAUAAAGUAGCGUACGUCAUAAAUCUCAAAACUUAUUAGGAAAAUGUUCGAUAUUUUAUAUAAAUUUCUUGUAACAUAAGUGUAAGUACCUUUUCACAGCAAGUUAAGUAUUUGUAUCGAUAACAGUUGUCUAUGUGUUGAAAUGUUCGAAAUUAAAGGCUACAAGAUACCAAGCUUCUAAUGGUUCAAUAGUUUAUCAUUAACAAUGGAAUGUAUGGAAAAAAGUUAUCAAAUUAAUGUAAUGAAAUCAAAAUGUGACAAUAAAAUUGACAUUAACGAAGAAAAAAAAUUAGUUAAUACCAACUUGGGUGUAUUACAUAGUACAAAAAUGGAUACUACACCUUAUCAAGAUGAUACAGAAAAGAAAAUUAUACUUCUUAAGCAUUUACUAGAAAAGGAUCCAAAAGCUGCAGAUUUAAAGUGGUCUCUCUUUAUAUCAGCAUGUAAUACAUAUCGUUAUGAUACUUGUUUAAGACCAUUUCCACCAAUGUAUAUAAAAAAUGAAUGCAAGGAUAUAGAAGCUUUGAGAAAAACUGUAGAACUGAUACCUCCAUUGGCAGUAAUAUUUAGAGAACUUCAUGAGCCAAAUGUAUAUGCUAAUUAUGGACCAGCUAUAGACUUGUUACAUUGGGUGUUAAUAAGAUUGAGAGAUCCUUAUAUUAAAAGUAUAAAUAAGGAAAAUUAUAAUUCUGUAUUAAGGAAACUACCUUCUGAAAUGCAAGUUGCUACACCAAAUUUAAUAUUUCAAAUAGCAAGUGCAAAGCAAUCAGCCGCAGAAGAAAAGUGGAAAUAUAAUGGGCAAGGCUAUUCUACAUUAUAUGCAUAUCACGGGAGUCGUUUAGAAAAUUUUCAUUCUAUUCUACAUUAUGGUUUACAACAGAACAUGUGUAAGAAAUCGCUUUUUGGAAAAGGAAUAUAUCUUUCAAGUGAAUUAGGAGUAAGUUUACCAUAUAGUCCGGUAGGCUAUGGAUGGGGUGGCAGUGUUCUUGGUAGUGAAUUGAGUUGUGUAGCUCUUUGUGAAUUUAUUAAUCACCCUACUAUAAAAAAACAUAAUUCAGGAGUUAGAAUACAAAAUACGUUAUCUGAAUCAGUUCCGGAUAAAUAUUAUUUAGUUACCAACAGUGAUUUAGUAAGGAUUCGUUAUCUUCUUGUUUAUAGUCAAGAAGUUCAUCCAACGAGGAGUAAUGAAAGUUCUGGAUUAUUGGACUGGUUUAGACAGCAUAAAUUAUUAACUUUUAUGCUUGGAUAUGUCAUAUUAUUAGCUUCAGUUGGAUUGACACAUAAUAAGCAAGUAGAAAAGUAUUAUAGAUUGUUUGUCCAAAAAACUGGACUUAACUAAAGCAAGAGGAAAACUUUAAUAAAAUUUAACAAUCUGAAAUAAUCUGCAUAAAUACUUAUAAA